UACCCGUUCGCCCACGAGAUGCCCUUCAUCACCAUAGCAACGCCAGGUGUGGACUACCGCCAGAGCGCUGUCCUCGGCAACGUCUUGAAUCCUUCUUACGCUCCUAACUACAUGCAGUCUUACCCAGCACCUAUGAGCAUGCUCCACCGCUUCACGAACACGAUUCAACACAUCAUGUUUGCCGUAAACUGGCGACAUUGGAGCAUUGUUCCGGCCGUACAGAAGGAGAUCUCGGCCCAGUUCCCGGACCUCCCGCCAUUGCUGGACAUUGAGCGCAACCAGAGCCUUACCUUGAUGAACUCCCACUUCACAAUGAACGAUGUUCUGCCUCUGCUGCCGUCCCAGGUGGAAGUGGGGGCCAUGCACUGCCGUCCUGGCAAGCCCCUCCCUAAGGAUUUAGAGUCGUGGAUCAGUGGCGCAGGAUCAGAGGGCGUCGUGUACUUCAGUCUCGGCUCCGUGGCUCAGGGUCAGUCGAUGCCCACGAAGUACCGAGAUAUGUUCGUGGAGGCCUUCAAGCAGCUCAAACAGCGAGUCAUCUGGAAGUACGAGGAGGCGCUGGAGGGCAUCUCUGACAACGUGCUAAUGCGGAAGUGGCUGCCGCAGCAGGAUAUUCUCGCGCAUCCAAACGUCCGGGUUUUUAUCUCCCACGGAGGACUCCUCAGCACUCAGGAGUCCUUCUACCACUCUACGCCAGUCCUCGCAAUCCCCAUCUUUGCGGAUCAGCCCAAGAAUGGCAUGAACAUACAGAACAACGGCCUCGGGCUGAUGCUUGUGUGGGAGGAGUUGACGGUCGAGCUCAUCGUCAACAGUCUCCAGGAAAUUAUCUCGAAUCCCAAGUACAAAGCCAGGGCCGCAGAGGUGCGGGCUCCCCUCCGCGACCAGCCCGAGAGCCCGAAGGAUCGGGCGGUGUUCUGGACCGAGUACGUGAUCCGGCACAAGGGCGCCCCCCGGCUGCGGUCUCCGGCGGCGACGCUGUCGUGGGUCGAGUUCCUCAUGCUGGACGUGCUGCUGGCGCUGCACGUGGCCGUGGUCGUGGCGGUGUACGUGCUCCGCCGCCUCGUGGGAGCCGUCUGCUCGCGGGUCCUCGGGUCCCGGAGCACAGGCAAGAGGAAGAGGGAGUGAGUUUCCUCGGUGAUGCUUUCAUUCUCUAGAUUUAUCGGUAUUUCAGCAUUUUAAUUGUUGUAUUUGUUUUUUUCCGUUUC
Molecule: messenger RNA, 1202 nt
Organism: Penaeus vannamei (Pacific white shrimp)
Lineage: Eukaryota; Metazoa; Arthropoda; Malacostraca; Decapoda; Penaeidae
Source: RefSeq, a predicted model, not a curated record